Messenger RNA from Drosophila takahashii, 1915 nucleotides. It is a transcript of the gene Hsc70-2, whose product is annotated as Heat shock protein 70 cognate 2. The record is from RefSeq and is a predicted model, not a curated record. Gene Ontology annotation, cellular component: plasma membrane; cytosol; nucleus. Gene Ontology annotation, molecular function: ATP-dependent protein folding chaperone; ATP binding. Lineage: Eukaryota; Metazoa; Arthropoda; Insecta; Diptera; Drosophilidae.
AUGGUUAAAACACCGGCUAUAGGUAUUGACUUGGGCACCACCUACUCCUGCGUGGGAGUUUGGCAGAACAGCAAGGUGGAAAUUAUUGCCAACGAUCAGGGAAACCGCACCACGCCCUCCUAUGUGGCCUUCAACGACACGGAGCGCCUUAUUGGCGAUGCGGCCAAAAACCAGGUCGCUAUGAAUGCCAAGAACACGGUGUUCGAUGCCAAGCGUCUGAUUGGCCGCAAGUUCGACGACAAGAAGAUCCAGGAGGACCUGAAGCUCUGGCCCUUCAAGGUGAUCAACGAGGGCGGCAAGCCCAAGAUUGAGGUGGAGUUCAAGGGGGAACGCAAGCGAUUUGCACCCGAAGAGGUCAGUUCGAUGGUGCUGAUCAAGAUGCGCGAAAUCGCCGAGGUCUAUUUGGGUGGCAAGGUGAAGGACGCCGUGAUCACAGUGCCAGCUUAUUUCAACGAUAGCCAGCGACAGGCGACCAAGGAUGCGGGUUCCAUUGCGGGUCUGAAUGUGUUGAGGAUCAUCAACGAACCCACGGCGGCUGCCUUGGCCUACGGGUUGGACAAGAAUCUCAAGGGGGAGCGCAAUGUGCUCAUUUUCGAUCUGGGUGGCGGCACCUUUGAUGUCUCCAUUCUCACGAUCGACGAGGGUUCCCUGUUCGAGGUGAAGGCCACGGCCGGAGACACCCACUUGGGUGGCGAGGACUUUGACAACCGGCUGGUCAAUCACUUUGCCGAGGAGUUUAAGAGGAAGCACAAGUCGGACAUCAAGGGAAAUGCCAGGGCUUUGCGACGUCUGAGGACGGCCUGUGAAAGAGCGAAGAGGACAUUGUCCUCCAGCUCGGAGGCUUCCCUGGAGAUUGACGCCCUGCACGAGGGCAUCGACUUCUACUCGAAGAUCUCGAGGGCUCGUUUCGAGGAGCUGAACAUGGACCUCUUCCGUUCCACCAUGCAGCCAGUGGAGCGAGCCCUCAGCGAUGCCAAGAUGGACAAGAAGGCGAUCGAUGAUGUGGUUUUAGUGGGCGGCUCCACUCGCAUCCCCAAGAUCCAGAAACUGCUGCAGGAUCUGUUCGGUGGCAAGCAGCUGAAUCUCUCCAUUAAUCCCGAUGAGGCGGUGGCCUAUGGAGCAGCGGUGCAGGCGGCCAUCCUCACCGGCGUGGGCAGCUCCCAGAUCCAGGAUCUCCUCCUCGUGGACGUGGCUCCUCUUUCGCUGGGCAUCGAGACCGCCGGCGGUGUGAUGACCAAGUUGGUGGAGCGCAAUGCUCGGAUUCCCUGCAAGCAGCAGCAGACCUUCACCACCUACAGUGACAACCAGAAUGCGGUGACCAUUCAGGUUUACGAGGGCGAAAGGGCCAUGACCAAGGAUAACAACCUGCUGGGCACCUUCAAUCUCACCGGCAUUCCGCCUGCCCCGAGAGGAGUGCCCCAGAUCGAGGUGGCCUUCGAUUUGAACGCCGACGGCAUCCUGAAUGUGAAUGCCAAGGAUAGUAGCACUGGGCGGACCGAGAAGAUCACCAUCACCAACGACAAGGGAAGGCUAUCAAAGGCGGAGAUCGAUCGCAUGCUCGCGGAGGCGGAGAAGUACAAGGUGGAGGAUGAUCGUCAGAGGGAAAGGGUUCAGUCGCGGAACAAUCUCGAGGGUUACAUCUACAGCUGUCGUCAGGCCGUCGACGAGGCUCCAGCCGGUGGUGUCCUCACCGAAUCCGAUCGCUCCAAGGUGCGCGAAAAGUGCACUUCCGAGGCUGCCUGGCUGGACAAGAACUCGCUGGCCGAGAAGGAGGAGUUCGAGCAUCAUCUCAAGGAGUGCCAGCGCAUCUGCAGUCCCAUAAUGGCGAAGCUACAUGGUGGAGCAGCCAAGGGUUCCAAACAGUCGACGGGAAAUGGUGCCCAUCCCACCGUGGAGGAGGUGGACUAAGCUAAAC